GAAGGGGGGGUGAACAAAGCCAAGCUCCCGCCAUUCUCCGCCUGCGCCCCCUCCAGCCCCAGGCACCGGGAGGCCAGGGCGCGCCCCCCAGAGCACUGGCGCCGACCCCGAGGCAAAACCCGCGCGGGGGACCCGAGAGCUGGCGGAGUGCGGGUUCAUGGCGGGGGCCUCAGCAGCCAGCAACCAGGACCACCUUAAGAGCGAGCCCCGCCCCGGGCCCGGAGCUCGGGCUGCGCUGAUUGGUGCAAAUGUAAUGGCUGAAAUUGAUUGCUGAAAUGCAAAACUUGUUGCUGCUUUUCCCGGCGCUGGGCGAGAGGCAGACACCGAGAGGGGAGCUGAGACCCUCGGAACGCCCCACGCAGAGCCCCCCCGCCAGCCAGCAGAGGGGUGCGCGGACCCCCCCAGGACUGCCCCCGCCCCCCCAUUCCGGGCUCCUAGAGCGUAGCCGGAACGCCUCAGCCCGCUCGCCUAGCCUGGCCCCCCAACCCGCGUACGCCCCCCUCCUCGGGUCCGAGGGGGACUCGCGAAGCACCUCGGCGCGGAGGCAGGGAACCCGAGCCUUGGAGCGACCCAGCCUCUCGUCUCGCUGCCCGCGCGCGCCUGGAACCGGGCGCGGAGACCCCCGCGAACUCAGAGACCGAACAGAGGAGGACAGAAGCGUCAGGCGGCGGACGUGGCCGCGAAGCGGCGCGCCGGGGUGCAGCGCACCCGCCGCGGAGCAGGGGAACCGCGCCUUCCCUCAAACCUCGGCUCCAACCCCGGGCGCCUGCCGCCUCCCCAGCCCCGCUGCGCCCUCGGCUCAGGGCCCGCACCCGUGAUGCCGAACGGAGCCUCCAGCCUUCCGACCCGCUGAAGGAGCAGUAACCGCUUGCUCGGGGCCGACGGAGAUUGGCGAGCGGAUCGUGCUCGGCGGAGGCUCGGGCUGCGGAGCGCGGGGACUCCGGGGGGAGGGGGGAGGGACCGCUCUGUCCAUGCCCGGGCGCCAGCCACGGCUUUGAAGGGUCUCCUUGUUCGGCCCCUUAGCAGCUCCGCCACGGACUCCGGGAGGCUUCGGGAGACGUCCUGGGGCUUCCCACCCGACCCGAUCGGACUUAAGAAGGUGAUCGCUCUGCUCUCCCUUCCUCCUUCCCGCCUCCUUCCCCCCACUUAACUUUUUGUCUCCACUCGCCCGCAGCUCUGUCCCCUCCGCGCAAACCCACCCGCGGCUGUGCCGACCGCCGGGGCAUGGGCCCCCCAACACGGCUCCCGGAGGCCCCGCGGCACCGCAUGAUGUGAGAGGCCCGGGUCCGGCCAGCCAGAGCUUCGGGAGAGGAGCUGAUAGCCCCCAGCCUCGACACGCCAGGCGAGGUGGCGGUGCGCACUGCGCCCCCGCGGUGCUGAGCGUCCCGGAGCGCCCAACCCAGGGCCGGAACGUUUAGCUGGCCGGAGGCGCGCCGCGGAGAGCAGGCUGUCAUGCCCUAUUGAUCCCCCCGCCCCCUGCCAAGUAUGUUUGGGCUGGACCAAUUCGAGCCCCAGAUCAACAGCAGGAACGCUGGCCAGGGCGAGAGGAACUUUAACGAGGCCGGACUAAGCAUGAAUGCCCACUUUAAGGCCCCGGCUUUCCACGCGGGGGGACCCCCUGGCCCGGUGGACCCUGCAAUGAGCGCGCUGGGCGAGCCGCCGAUCUUGAGCAUGAACAUGGAGCCUUACGGCUUCCACGCGCGUGGCCACUCGGAGUUGCACGCGGGGGGGCUGCAGGCGCAGCCGGUGCACGGAUUCUUUGGAGGCCAGCAGCCGCACCACGGCCACCCGGGAGGCCACCACCCCCACCAACAUCACCCCCACUUUGGGGGCAACUUCGGCGGCCCGGACCCAGGGGCCUCAUGCCUGCACGGGGGUCGCCUACUUGGCUACGGCGGCGCCGCCGGCGGCCUGGGCAGCCAGCCGCCCUUCGCGGAGGGUUAUGACCACAUGGCGGAGAGCCAGGGGCCCGAGAGCUUCGGCCCGCAGCGACCCGGGAACCUCCCGGACUUCCACAGUUCGGGCGCCUCGGGUCAUGCGGUGCCUGCCCCGUGCUUGCCGCUGGACCAGAGCCCUAACCGAGCCGCCUCCUUUCACGGCCUGCCCGCCUCCAGCGGCUCCGAUUCCCACAGUCUGGAGCCCCGAAGGGUGGCGAACCAGGGAGCCGUCGACUCGCUGGAAUACAAUUACCCUGGCGAGGCGCCCUCGGGACAUUUCGACAUGUUUUCGCCCUCCGAUUCGGAGGGGCAGCUGCCUCAUUAUGCGGCGGGGCGCCAGGUUCCCGGGGGCUCUUUCCCUGGUGCUUCGGCCAUGCCCAGAGCUGCAGGCAUGGUGGGCUUGUCCAAAAUGCACGCCCAGCAACAGCAGCAACAGCACCCCCCGCCGCAGCCGCAGCAGCCCCAGACGCAGCAGCAGCCCCAGCCGCCGCCACCCGGGCUUCUGGUCCGACAAAAUUCGUGCCCGCCCGCGCUCCCGCGGCCCCAGCAGGGCGAGGCGGGCACGCCCAGCAGCGGCCUGCAGGACGGGGGCCCCAUGCUGCCCAGCCAGCACGCACAGUUCGAGUACCCCAUCCACCGGCUGGAGAACCGGAGCAUGCACCCGUAUUCGGAGCCUGUGUUCAACAUGCAGCACCCCCCUCCCCAGCAGGCGCCCAACCAGCGGCUGCAGCAUUUCGACGCGCCCCCAUACAUGAAUGUGGCCAAGAGGCCGCGCUUUGACUUCCCGGGCAGCGCGGGAGUGGACCGCUGCGCUUCGUGGAACGGCAACAUGCACAACGGCGCGCUGGACAACCACCUCUCGCCCUCCGCCUAUUCGGGCCUACCCGGCGAGUUCACGCCGCCUGUGCCCGACAGCUUCCCCUCAGGGCCAGCCCUGCAGCAUCCGGCCCCGGACCACCAGUCCCUGCAGCAGCAGCAGCAACAGCAGCAGCAGCAGCGCCAAAACGCGGCCCUCAUGAUUAAGCAGAUGGCGUCGCGGAAUCAGCAGCAGCGGCUGCGGCAGCCCAACCUGGCCCAGCUAGGCCACCCCGGGGACGUGGGCCAGGGCGGCCUGGUACACAGCGGCCCGGUGGGCGGCUUGGCCCAGCCGAACUUUGAGCGCGAAAGCGCGGGCGCGGGGCGCCUGGGCACUUUCGAGCAGCAGGCGCCUCACUUGGCGCAGGAGAGCGCGUGGUUCCCAGGUCCGCACCCGCCGCCGCCGGGGGACCUGCUGCCCCGUAGGAUGGGCGGCUCAGGCCUGCCGGCGGACUGCGGCCCGCACGACCCCGGCCUGGCGCCGCCCCCUCCCCCCGCGAACCGGCAGGCCACGCCGCACAGCGGCCCAGGCGUGAACUCGCCCCCUAGCGCGGGCGGGGGCGGCGGCAGCACGGGCGGCGGCAGCGGAGGGGGCGCCUAUCCGCCGCAGCCUGAUUUCCAGCCCAGCCAGCGCACCUCGGCCAGUAAGCUGGGCGCGCUGUCGCUGGGCUCCUUCAACAAGCCCAGCUCCAAGGACAACCUGUUCGGUCAGAGCUGCCUGGCUGCACUCUCCACCGCCUGCCAGAACAUGAUCGCCAGCCUCGGGGCCCCCAACCUCAACGUGACCUUCAACAAGAAGAACCCGCCCGAGGGCAAGAGGAAACUGAGCCAGAACGAGACCGACGGCGCGGCUGUGGCCGGUAACCCGGGCUCGGAUUACUUUCCCGGAGGGACUGCCCCUGGGGCCCCAGGGCCUGGAGGCCCGUCGGGGACUAGUAACAGCGGCUCCAAAGCCUCAGGGCCGCCCAACCCGCCCGCCCAGGGGGACGGCACCAGCCUCUCCCCAAACUACACCCUGGAGUCAACGUCCGGGAACGACGGCAAGCCGGUCCCCGGGGGCGGCGGCCGGGGACGGGGUCGAAGAAAAAGGGACAGUGGUCACGUGAGCCCCGGGACCUUCUUCGACAAGUACUCGGCGGCGCCAGACAGCGGGGGCGCGCCUGGGGUGAGCCCAGGGCAGCAGCAGGCGCCCGGCGCAGCCGUCGGGGGAAGCUCCACGAGCGAGGCUCGCGGGGCUCCUACGCCUCACGAGAAAGCGCUCACGUCGCCGUCGUGGGGGAAGGGGGCCGAGUUGCUCCUGGGGGACCAGCCCGACCUCAUGGCUUCCCUGGACGGCGGGGCCAAGUCGGACGGUAGUUCCCCGCACGUGGGCGAGUUUGCCUCGGACGAGGUGAGCACCAGCUACGCCAACGAGGACGAGGUGUCAUCCAGCUCCGACAACCCCCCAGCCCUGGCCAAAGCGAGUAGGAGCCCCCUGGUGACAGGCUCGCCCAAACUCCCUCCCCGUGGGGUGGGCGCUGGGGAACACGGACCUAAGGCGCCCCCGCCCCCGCUCGGCCUGGGCAUCAUGUCUACCUCUACCAACACCCCUGACAGCUACGGCGGCGGGGGCACGGGCCAUCCUGGCACGCCGGGCCUGGAGCAGGUCCGGACCCCGACGAGCAGCAGCGGUGCACCGCCCCCCGACGAGAUCCACCCCCUGGAGAUCCUCCAGGCGCAGAUUCAGCUGCAGAGGCAGCAGUUCAGCAUCUCUGAGGACCAGCCCCUGGGGCUCAAGGGUGGCAAGAAGGGUGAGUGUGCCGUUGGGUCCUCGGGCGCGCAGAAUGGUGACAGCGAGCUGGGCAGCUGCUGCUCCGAGGCCGUCAAGAGCGCCAUGAGCACCAUCGACCUGGACUCGCUGAUGGCAGAGCACAGCGCCACCUGGUACAUGCCCUCCGACAAGGCCUUGGUGGACGGCACGGACGACGACAAGACGCUGGCACCUUGGGAGAAGGCCAAACCCCAGAACCCCAACAGCAAAGAAGCCCACGACCUCCCUGCAAAUAAGGCCUCAGCCACCCAGCCGGGAAGCCACUUGCAGUGCCUGUCUGUCCACUGCACAGACGACGUGGGCGACGCCAAGGCCCGAGCCUCCGUGCCCACCUGGCGGUCCCUGCACUCCGACAUUUCCAACAGAUUCGGGACAUUCGUGGUAAUCUUGGCAUACGUUUUUUAG
Molecule: messenger RNA, 5007 nt
Organism: Ailuropoda melanoleuca (giant panda)
Lineage: Eukaryota; Metazoa; Chordata; Mammalia; Carnivora; Ursidae
Gene: MN1
Product: MN1 proto-oncogene, transcriptional regulator
Exons: 3
Coding region: 1486-5007 (1173 amino acids)
Biological process (GO): regulation of DNA-templated transcription
Source: RefSeq, a predicted model, not a curated record